Messenger RNA from Phanerochaete carnosa HHB-10118-sp, 2098 nucleotides. RefSeq lists its product as uncharacterized. Lineage: Eukaryota; Fungi; Basidiomycota; Agaricomycetes; Polyporales; Phanerochaetaceae. The record is from RefSeq and is a predicted model, not a curated record. Bases 1 to 2070 code for a protein of 689 amino acids. The transcript has 5 exons.
AUGGGCCGGGAUCAGUUCCUCUACGUACAAGUUCCGCUUGGCGUCUUCUUCGAUAACUUCAUCGGCAGCGAGCUCCCCGCUAGAUGUUCCAGGCCGUUCGUCAAGAGUGUGGCCACAAGGCGUGGCGCCAAGGGACGUGCGAACGCAAGGUCGAUCAAGUCCGGAGUCCUAUACGAUGCACUCAACACGGCACUGGGCGAUUCUCCGUAUCGUUUCAAAGUCGUUCCAGAGGCACACAACGCGACGGCCUUCGCCCCGGCUGCUGCACUGUUCAAAAAUCCGGAGGCAGUAACGGCGAAGAACUAUUGGGCGUGGAUGGUCUCCCCGGUCGAGGUGGUCACAGACGAAUCCACGGCGGCAUUCCACUUUUGCCCUCCCGAAAGCUCCGGAAAGGAGAUAAGCAGUGAGGAGUUACCGUUCCUGGUAGAAACGGCUCCUGGACAUGAAGCACGGCGAACGCUCGAGGAGUGCAUCUCCGAAAUUCUCCUCCAUCAGCACCGCACACAUAUCUUCAUGCUCCACAUCUCUCAGUCUGCGGCUCGUUUGUCUCGCUGGGACCGGGCUGGUUGUAUCGUGUCUGUGCCUAUCGAUCUGACUCGCGAACUCUACAAACUGCAGAAUGCCGUGUUUCAGCUGGCUUACCUUUCGCCACUGGACCAGGGCUUCGAUGACCAGGUCAAGCUGGCCACGUCCCAGCAGAUCAAGAAGCUUCGGAAGUACAACCCCAGGAAUAUGUACCUCGCGCAGCAUCGCAACAAUAUUCUCGCUAACGCGGAGGAAUAUCCGAUCUACGAGAUCAGUUGCCCGGCUAUAAGUACUGAAUUAGCCGAUGACUUGACCAAGCUGAGGCAGCGCUUCCCGAAUAUGGCGGGAUUGGGUCUGGAUGGUGAAGAUUCCGACGAGGAUAGCGAAGCAGGACUCCUGCGCAUCAACAUACCCUUCCCACGCAAGAUGAAGAAGUACCUCAUCGGCCGCCCAGUCACGACCCGUCGCCCGCUCGCAGGACGCAGCACGGUGGGAUAUGUCGUCUACGACCUUGCGGAAGACCGGAUGUCGUUUCUCAAGGACCAGUGGCGUUGGCUAGACGAGAUGCGGUCCGAGCUCGACACCAUCAAGUACAUCAGGGGGCGUGGUGUCUUGGGCGUCGCGCGGCUCGAGGCCGGCGGCGACAUCGUGCACCACCGGACGCAGUCGCAGCACUUCAUGCAUGGGCUUCCAUUCAGCGACAAGGCGGUGGCUCGUAUUCACAUACGCUUGGUCACCAGCAACGUGGGUCGUCCUCUGGGAACGUCCACGUCCGGUUCGGAGCUGCUGCGCUACGUUGCAUGCGCUCGAUACGCACACGAAUGUGCGUGGAAGUCCGCCGGCGUUCUUCACCACGACAUCAGUGACGGCAAUAUCCUGAUAGACGUCGAGAGCGACGAUGCGUUUCUGAACGAUUGGGAUGUUGCCAUGUUCCGGGACUACAUCAAACGCAAACAUGAACGAGACGCCUUCUCCGGUACGUGGGCAUACGCUUCUGCUCUCGUUCUGCAGUACCCGAAGAAACCUGUCGAGGUCGAAGACGACGUCGAAGCCUUCAUCUGGCUCAUCGUCUAUAUCGCCAUGCGCCUCUACAAGCACAACCUCUCGAAGACGCCUGCCAAGUUGGCCGAUCUUACGAAUAAGCUUUUCUACGAAGAAGAGAUCGACGAGUAUGGAUACCGAGUCGGUGGCAAGACGAAGAUGUCCUAUAUAGACCACGGCAAGCCUCCCAUCCAGCUGGAAGAUCGCAAGUCCCCCGUUGCGAUAUUCCUCGACCAGGCAUUCAAGCAUCUCCAGGAGGUGUACGCUAAGAUCGACUACAAGGCAAUCGCUCACUGGAAGGGCUCUCCGCGCGGAACGGGCCGGCAUGCGCCUCGCUACUCGAGCAAGGGUGUACUGGAUGGCCUGAGCCAUGAGGCGCUAAACAAAAUGCUGUACACGGCGUGCAACUAUAGGAAGGAGCAGCUCCGAGGUGAGGCUUCCAGGCUAGCCAGAAAUCUUCCGGACAUGGUCCAAGCUCUAGCUAGUCUUGCCAUGAAUGAGUGAUAGACGGUAUUUGACAGAGGAAUAAAAU